AUGGAUGCUCAUCUUCCUACUGAAGAAAGGAGCACUACAUCUGACGUUGCUAGUACUAUGCUUGCUGGAGACAUUUUUGCUAGUACUGCUAGUAGUGAUUCAAAUGGAAACAAGCUGAAGCAAAUCGCCAGAUAUAUCAAACGUCUGCUUAUGUGUCAAGACAGCAUUCAUAAAACAAUCGAUUCCCCAAUUCAUCGAGUAAAACUUAGAGCAUCUGGAGUUGCCCAAUUUGGAAGAGAAGUAGAUAUGGACAAGCAUGUAUUAGUGAGCCUUUCUGUGGCAAAAGCCUGCAACGCCAUCCUUUUUCGAACAGAUUACAGCAAGCUUUGUCGAACACUUGUACCAAACACGAAGCUAUCCACUCUCCAUGCUUUGCAGCUGAAUACAGUUGGCUUACGUUAUCUUUUUUUCCCAAAAUUUAGGCCAAUCAGAGCACAGACACAGGACGGUAACUACAUCAAAAAUGAAACAAUGGCAAAAGACAAUAAGGACAGCCUGUUUGCUACAAUCUUUGAUUUGAACAAGAUCAAACAGUUGUGUAAAAGCCACGGUACAGAUUCAUCUACAGCAACAAUAACAGAGGUAGGGACUAUAAGCAACAGAAGCAAAAGAAAAAGGGCUACUGAUGAUGAAAAUGUUCUCGAUGAUGCAAUCAAACAACAGAACAGCCUGAUAAAAAUAGAAGAAGGAAGUAUAUCCAAGCUGUUAGUGGAAAUACGUGAUAUCGAAAAGACAAUCAAUAAUAUCAACGUACAGGUAAACAACUUUCUUGACGAUAUCACAAAAAAGAAAACCUUGGUAAACGAACGACAGACAUUAAAGGCAUCCAUGAAACAAAAAUAUCGAGCCAUGCUUGAAAAAAAGAGAAAGUCAUGGAAUGCAAAAAUGAAAAAGCAAGUCUUUACGAGUCACUGUUACCAAGCGAAGAUGCAACUGAAAUGUAUCAAUACUCAAAAACGAUAA
Molecule: messenger RNA, 963 nt
Organism: Rhizopus microsporus ATCC 52813
Lineage: Eukaryota; Fungi; Mucoromycota; Mucoromycetes; Mucorales; Rhizopodaceae
Exons: 3
Coding region: 1-963 (320 amino acids)
Source: RefSeq, a predicted model, not a curated record